AUGAUUCUCACCGCGAAUAUCAACUUUGCUGCCGAAAACCUCCCUAUUUCAACUUGCUCCAGAAUUGUCCAGCGUAUCCUGGCAUGUCUCUGGCUCGAAGAGGAGCGAUUGUUCACCGAUGCCCUUCACGAGGAGUUCCAAGAAGCCAUUUUCACAGCUGCAACCACGCCCUGUGAAGAAAGGAAUCACCGUAUUGACCCGAUCGCUAUCGCUCAGAGUACCUGGCUGAAAAGGUCUCAAAUGGCAUGUGUACUCUAA
Messenger RNA from Penicillium atrosanguineum, 258 nucleotides. RefSeq lists its product as uncharacterized. The transcript has a single exon. The record is from RefSeq and is a predicted model, not a curated record. Bases 1 to 258 code for a protein of 85 amino acids. NCBI's taxonomy places the organism in Eukaryota, Fungi, Ascomycota, Eurotiomycetes, Eurotiales, Aspergillaceae.